Molecule: messenger RNA, 7335 nt
Organism: Frieseomelitta varia
Lineage: Eukaryota; Metazoa; Arthropoda; Insecta; Hymenoptera; Apidae
Product: rho guanine nucleotide exchange factor 10
Exons: 11
Coding region: 1297-5130 (1277 amino acids)
Biological process (GO): positive regulation of stress fiber assembly; actin cytoskeleton organization
Molecular function (GO): guanyl-nucleotide exchange factor activity
Source: RefSeq, a predicted model, not a curated record
CCGCUAGUCUGUGAAAAUAUCUAGAACCGAAACCGACAAAUCCGGUAAUGUCAGUAUGCAUAAAUAUAGUUGAAAAUACACUGAUACAUAAUCGCAUUGGGAGUUUGACGUUUUAAAUAAUGACAUAUUUCACAUACUUUCAGAUGCAAGUACAAAUUUUUUCUCUCUUAAAAUGUGACUCGUCCCACUCUCCCCUUCUUUCCGUGUUAACGCUGCAAAAUUUUUCCAAGAACUCACCGAAAUGUCUUUUUUGACCCGCAGCUUUCCAGCUCGCAAGGACCCUUAGGGUCCAGCUACCUACUCGUUUUCCAUGCUUAACAACAGUCCAGGUCAGAAAAAUCGCAUUUUUACUUAGAAUUGGUUCAAAGGCACAAGCUGUGAUGGAGAGUUGAAACGUUGAAAGUGGCGCCGCGUGCCGGCCGUUUGAACAAACUUCCGAACAAACUCUGCGUCCAUCUCUGUUCCUCCUACUCUAUGUCGAUUGUGCCUCCGUUUAUCUGCUCCUUCCUUUUCUCUCUCCCUCCGUCCGUUUCAGAACAUACAACACAGAAUGGCCCACUCUUUCAUUCUACCUCUCUGUCCGAUUUUCUUCUUUUGUUUCUUUUUUUAUCCUUGUUUGCCUGCAAGCUGCAUACUGGCCUCUUUUUCUGCCAGUUCAUUUCCACACACGGCCUGUCCACUCCUUUGCUCUCUCUCUCUCUCUAACUUUCUCUCUCGUUCAUAAGUUACAGCACCCUCCGUUGCAUUCUCUCUUUCUCGACGGGUUUUUCUCUUUCACUCGGUCGGCCGUAGCCUUGAUCGUUCUCUCUCGCUCUCCGUUUGUCUCUCUCCUUCUUGCUGGGGCUCUCUAUCAUUCCUCCGUGCCCUUCGUUUCCAUGCAACCUCCCUCAGUGCGUGACGACGGGUCCGCGGGCCACGGAGAGCCAGAGAGACGCGCGCGCACGGCCAUGUUUAUACUUGAUUUUAGUGGCGUUUCUUUGUCGCGUACGACGCGUUCUUAUCGGUGCACGCUGCAAUAUUAAUUACGCCCGCGACCGGUCGCACGGACCACGUGCGCUCCGUAAUUUUUACCCCAGCCGUGGUUGUGUUCCACUGGCGGGUCGGGAAGUGUCGUUCCUCAACUCUCCCGACUGGAACGCCGAGAGCGUGCGCCGACGCGUAUGUUGGCCUCUUCGGCUCCGAUCGGUGAACACGUUGCCCGAAACCGAAACGUACGGCCAACCAUACACUCGGCUUGGACAGUGGCUUUUUUAACCUGGAGGACGAAACGCGACGUGGAUCGCUCGCCUCCGCGAGAUGGAGGAACUGCAUAACGGUGUCAUCCUGAUUAAGUAUGAACCACGUUCAAGGUGUAGAUCAUGGGAUGACGUAGGACCGACUAAAAUGGAAACUGUCGGUCAAACGCACAGACAUCAUCCAUCCUUAGAGGCAACUAGGUCCAAUACCUCGACACAGUCGGCUAGAAGCGAAGACUCUUGGUGCUCAGCCUCGGAUCAUGACCUCUCCUCGGAUGACGAGAGUGAGAAGAGUAAUAUCAGUAUUAAAAGUAAUUGCCAAUUGAGAAAUACGUUACACAAGGCAAGGACGCUGUGCGAUAAGUGGAGGCCGCAAAAUAUGCGAGUGAACAAUGCCGAUCCAUUGGACUCGCCUGGUAACCAUGGAAGACUAUCUAGAUGGUUUAGCAUCCGGAGAGGAUCGACGCAACAAUAUGACGUGGAUUCCUCCGACACGGUGUCCCUUACCAGCCCCAUCAAAACUCCUCAAAUGCCGCAACUUUGUGAAGUUGAAGAGGAAAACAGUGCAAUGGUGCAAUUUCAGUGCAUGCAGCAACGCAGACAGACCCCACCUGCCCUUCCUCCGACACCUCCGAAUUUAACUCCUCAACAGUUAAAACGUCGACACAUAGUAGCAGCUAUAGUACAUUCUGAAAACAGUUAUGUGUCCACAUUACAGAGGCUAGUGAAUGAUUACAAGAAACCGUUAGAAGAAUCUUCGCCGCCUAUAUUGAGUCAGGCAAAAAUAGCGACAUUGUUUCACAGAUUGCCUGAAAUUUUGCAAUGCCACACGUUAUUCAGAAUUGCAUUAGCGGAAUGUGUACGUUCAUGGGACAAGGACGAGAAGUUAGGAGACGUGUUUGUAGCAAGUUUCAGCAAAGCUAUUGUUCUUGAUAUUUACAGUGGGUUUAUAAAUAAUUUUUCAGUAGCUAUGGACUUGGCUAAACAAGAAUCAAAAAGAAAGACUGCGCUCGCCGAUUUUUUCAAGGUGAAACAAAUAAGUGCACACGAUAGAUUGUCCUUCUUUGGAUUAAUGGUGAAACCUGUGCAAAGGUUUCCACAGUUUAUAUUAUUCUUACAGGAUUUACUGAAGCAUACGCCACAGGGUCAUCAUGACAGAAUGUCGUUGCAAUUGGCAUUGACUCAAUUAGAGAGUUUAGCGGAAAUGCUUAAUGAAAGGAAACGCGAAGCGGAACAAUUCCAAGCGUUUAAAGAAAUGCUUCGGCAUGUAUCUGGAAAAUUGUCUCAUCGUCCUCUUUCUUCUUCAUCUAGGUACCUCAUAAGAGAAGAUAACGUUACGCAGUUGGAAUUUAAUCAAAACGGUAUGAUAACAAAGUCUAAAAGAAGGAGGUUACUAUUGUUGAAUGAUCUUGUGGUGUGCGUUUCGGUAACUCCGAGAUCCGCAGAGGACUUUAGCGGUAGUGAAAGACUGACUUUGAAGUGGACAUAUCCCGUAUCAGAUAUUGAGAUUCAGGAUACAAGCACUUCGCCAACAUUAAGUCGUUUACUGACUGCCGGUCUAAAUAAAGGCGGGAGCCUAAAAUCCGAUAAGAGUGGAGAUUGCGGACAAGUGGGUGCAGAUAACCUCUGCGUAGAAAUGAACGAUUUAAUGCAUGAUUACGAAGUCAUGUCUAGGAUAAGCGACUUGGUUGCACAAUUAAAGGGUAAAUACGAGGGAAUGACGCUUGAGAAAACUAAACAAAUUUUGCAAUCCAUACAACUCUCCAUACAACAGAAGGAUGAGGAUAUGGUUUGGGCAGAUAGUUGUUGUUUGCAAUUAGUAACGAAACAAGGACAGAUGUACACGUUCCAAACGGAAAAUCCAUUAGUGAAGAAAGACUGGAUAACGGAGCUUAGACUGGCACAGCUAGCUUUAGAUCCGAAUAAUUCGCCAUCUUGGGAAGUACCUGAACAAGAACAGCGGCCAUCUACGAAAAUGCCGCUCUUCGUCAGUUCUCAACAAGUGUAUCAUUCGCAACAUCAGACAGAAGUACGUUGCGGCUGCUACUAUACCACGCAAAACCCACGUCCCACGAGGCGCCGUGGAAGAAGUCAAAGUUAUUUGUGGAUAUGUACUGGCGACGGUAUAUCCAGUCAUGUGACAGUAUUUGGUCAAUCAACGACAGCCUCGGCCACCUCCUUAAAGCAAGUCACGACUUUUGAUCUAGUGGAAACGAAAGUCGCGGCCAUAGAGUUCGUGAAGGGUGUGUCCUCUGAUCCACUUUCGCUGGCGAGCGACCUCGUGUGGAUGGGCACGGACUCUCGCAAGAUCAUGAUCUAUGCCGGCUCGGAACCCGAGAAGCAAGAAGAACUCGGAAGUUAUUCCGUUUCAGGUCCAGUCAUACAAAUCAAGUAUCAUUGCGACAAUGUUUUCGUCGCCCUGGGAAUUGGCUUGCUCCUCCUCUUCAAAAGGCAAGUGGACGGCACUUGGAAUCUCAGAGAUCCGUUCGUGAUAUCCCUAGGUAGUGAACCGGUGUCUUGCUUGAUGCCGAUCAACGCCUCUGUUUACGCUGCCUGCGGCAAAAAGGUUUGGGUACUUAACGCAGUCAGCGGCGACGUGAUGAAAAGCUUCAGCGCUCAGCACGAACACGUCGGCAGUGUGAAGCUCAUGGCUCAUUCCGGAGUCGGUCUCUGGGUCGCCCUCAAGAACUCCAGCACCGUCUGCCUGUAUCACACUGAGACGUUCAAACACUUGCAGGACAUUAACAUAGCAUCCAACGUGUUGAGAGUGACGAGGUCGAAUAGCUCCAAUUCUUGUGGCGAUAACUUGAACAACAAUCAAACGGCGGUCACCGUGACAGCGCUUCUGGCGUGCAAGGGUCUGCUCUGGGUUGGUACAAACGUGGGCAUCAGUCUAACGAUUCCUCUGCCACGACUGGAAGGCGUGCCUAUUAUCAGUGGCCGUGUCAAUAUUUCGUAUCACGCGCAUUUCGGUCCUAUUACCUUCUUGCUUGCUAUUCAGAACCCGAAAAACACGAUAAACUGUGCGACCGACGAAAUCGCCGACGAAGAAACUGUGCAGUUACGAUCGAAGGAAUCCGACAACAGUCGAAACAGGGAUCGAGCAAGUUUGGAUUCCUCCAUGUCAAAUAGCAUACUGAAGUUGAAGCAGCAAUUGGCGAGUAGCCCGGUGAUGUUAAGACGGAAACGUAGCAAGGAGUACGAGUACAGAGGCUCUAAAACACUGCCCAGGGGACUCGGCUCCGGCGGAGGAUUUCUGUCGAGCUCGAUGUCCGGAUCGCAGAGCUCCGGUGAGAAUUGCGACGUUUACGGCUUGUACGGGGAAUUGAUGUACGUGAAAGACUACGAGAAUGAGAACAGCUCAGGCAUCGAUUUGAUUUACGAGCCAUUGCGAAGAAGCGAUCCGGAACUAGCAGCCAUACCAAAUAAAGUUAGCACGUUAGAUCGUAGACUGAAGAUGAAGAUCACUAGGCCCAGGUCGCUCGAUUUGUCAAAUUGGUCGGUCGAUUCUCACGCGAGUUCUCUCUACACGUCUUCUGGUUCUGAGGAGAACCUCUCAUUGAAAACUGGCAAACUGUCACGAAACAGUAGCACAGCUAGUCGAAAUGGCCCCUACGAAACAACCACUCCUAAUAGCAGUAUAGGACAGUCUGUACCAGAACCGAUACCACCGACCAAUAAUUUAAAGACGACCGGUAAGAAGAUCAACAAGACGUUGCAACAGAUCGAGCAGCCCAAACGAACCGUUUUGACGUUAAUGGGUGGCAGAGGUUACAUCAAUUGGAGACAGCUAAACGCGCAAUCAGUUACCGACAAGGGCUCUAAAUCGGGCUACACGUUCAAAGAUCCUAAUAGCAACGAUGCUCAUAUCGUGCUGUGGGAAAUGAAGUUAUGAUACUCAGUUACACUAGGCCUGUCGUUACGUCAGCUACGGAUAGAAAUGUUUUAAAGAAAAUGCUUUUAAUAGCCGAUAGUGAGCUUUUGUAGUAUCGGCAAAUAGGACCAAAAAAUGAAGGAAAAAGGAAAAAAGAGAUCAGAAAACUAUUGUCGAACUGAUAUUCACUUAAUCAGUAAGAAUAAUUUGAUAAGGAUUUGUUAAUUAAUUAGCGUAAUUUUUAAGUUCAGCCGCAGCGAUUGUUCGACAUGAAUGCCAUCUUGGAACUACAAUUAAAAACGAAGAUUUCUCGAUUGUCCUUAUCGUUUACAAUGCAAAGAUGUAUAGUCUUUUCGCGUAGCUCUCUAAAAGAAUAAAAAGAAAAAGAAAGCAGAAAUUUCAUAUUUCACUGUACGACGCUUUCAUCCUUCAACACGAUCAAGAUGUUCUAUUUCUUUCUUUCAGGCUGAAUUUGUUUCGUGUACAUUCGUAUACGUUUGUAUAUUGUUUUUUUUCUUCAGUUUAGAAAACUAAAAAAGAAAGGACAAAAAGUAUUGAGAAUACAUGCGUAACUAGAAAGACCAAAACUCGCAAUUAAAUAUUGAUUUCUGGAAAUGCUGGUGUACGAGAGUGUACGCAUUGUUAGAAGAAAGGAUUAAAUCUUGAACAUACGUUUUAAUGGACAUGAUUUGUUAUUUUUGUAAUUAUGUUACGAGAACUGUUUGAAACAGUGGUAUUCUCAAAAAUAACGAUAAUCAUUCAAUGAAUUAUGAAAUUCAAAAUUAUUAAUGAAUUAAUUGAAAAUCUUAAUUGCUUAACGUGGCAGAUGAAAAUGAAUGCGACAGCGAUUUUUGAAUACCGCUAAUUUGAAAUUCCAAUUUUUCGAGUUUUCGUUACUCGAUAAAAAUCGUGUGAUGCGCACAUGAAUUUGUAAGAUACAUGAAUAUAAAACAUUGUCUUACUCUUUAUAAGCAGGACGCUUCGCAUCGUGAGGGAAGACGAUAGACUUUUAAGUGUUUCUCGUUGCUUUCAUUUUGAGUCUUGUAAAUGAAAGUUCGAAAAGGCCCUAAUUUUUGUAAAGAGGGAAAUAACACACAGUAGCAUCUGUGAUUUAUUCUUUUUUUUUUUUUCUUUUUGAUGCAUUAAUUGUGCUUAACAUACGAAGAAUCUCUGAUAAAUGAACAUUUUCUUUAAACUUUAUCUUGCAUUGAUAAAAUUAGAAGAAAAAAAAAGAAAAAAAGAAUAGAAAUAUCGCGAAAGGGAAAGAAUAGAAUUAAAAUGCUCAGAUAACCAAAUUCAUUGAACACGUUUAGUUUUUUUGCUGGAAUAAAAGUGAAAAAUUUUGAAAUUUGGUUUCGAUACUUUAAAAAAAAAAAGGAGAAAAAGAAAAAAAUGAAUAUCGAAUAUCAAAUUGGUUGCUCUUUACUAAAUGAUGUUGCAGAUCAUUCGGUAACAUUUAAUGGCAUUUUUUGAGAGUGCGUAAGGUAUAUUUUAUAUCUUUUAUAAAUGUUAGUACGUUGAACAUUUUUGAUAUAUAUUUUACUGCCAAACGCGAUAGAUAUUUCUCGAGAGAAUAAGGGGAAAAAAAUGGUAGAUAAGAGAAAGAAUGCGCAAAACAAGAGAUCUCUGAUGAUCGAUGACAUAUAAUAUGUUGUCCGUUCUCUAUUUGUGAUAUGAUUGACUAGAGAAAAAAGAUUAGAAAAAUGAAAAAUAAAAAACACAAAAAAAAAAUAAGAUUUAUGUCAGUUACCCAGUGAGAGAAGUAUAUCAUAGUUUUGUCGCAAAUGUGCUGUUGAGUUUCUUCGCUACCAGCAUGGACGAACGAGUCUGCGUGUACAUAUACAUAUUUUCCGAGAAAAUUAAUUUUUAUAUUACAAAUGAAUCCUGGAUAGAUUUAUAUUUUGUACACUACUUUUUUUCUGUUUAGGUUUAUAGAGAUAUAUACAUAAUGUAAUCUUAUUUUGUAUUUAUACGAACGAUACAUACACACGGAAUUUAUUCAGCAAUACUUUGUUUUACCACACGGUACACGCACACGUUAUACACCACGUACAUUGCGCGCACAUAUAUUUAUUACUUAAAACAAAAAAAGUCUCAACGUUGUAUUAUUGUUAUGUACGAAACUUAAAAAUUUUGUUACGUUAGUGUUCGAAAAGGCUAUUCGAUUCAAUGAUUUUCACCAUUUGUAUUUGUAUAUUGCUGGAUAUUAUAAUUAUUUAAAAAACA